UCCCCCCAAUUCCACCACCCACCCACUGGCCACUCAUAAUAAGCGGACUUUGUUAAUGGAACAAAACGCUGUUGCAUCAAAAAAACCCGGCGUUUUCUAUUCCGUUUCUCGUUCCGUCAUUAUUUCUUUCGAUCAUGGACGAUCCGCCAAUGUGGGGUGCCACCACACGAUCUGAUGCGACAAUUUGGGAAGAUUGUACAAAAACAAUAAUUGGGCUGCUAGAGGAUAGCUUUGAGAUCGAAAAUAAGGGUCAGACACAUAAGCGAUCUGACGUGUCAAGUACAAGACCGACUUCCAUGUUGCGCCCAGGGUUCCAGGCAGCUGUCAACAACAGUAACGGCUCGUUAUUGACGACUAAACGAAAGCGCAGCACCUUCUCAGACAAUGCCCGCGAUCGCAAGAUGCAACGAAUAUCCAACAGUUUGGCCAACGACAUUGCAAGGCACUUGUCCAUGACCGGCCCCGAAAAUAACAGACCUGCGGCAACAACAUUAACACCAACCGAGCAUGACGUUGAUAUGGAUACCAAUAACAACAACAAUAAUAGCAUUUAUAAUAAUAGCAUCAACAAACCUGUACCUCCACGUGUAUAUAAACGACCUAUACGGAAAAGUUCAGUAUUACGUCGAUUCAACAACAAUAGUAAUACUGGCUAUCAUGACGGUUUCAACACCAAUUUUGGUGGUGGCCAACAGCAACAACAGGACGCUACUUUUCUACGACGCAUAUCAGGAAUGCAAGCUGCCACAAACAACAACCAACAACCAAACAGAAUGGUAGUAGCCAUGGACUUUGAUCAGUGGCUCAAAACACAAGCACAACGACAGAAUCUCAAUAUUCUCGAGUAUCGACAAGCGUUUCAUGAAAAGCAAAACCAGCUACAACACUGUUUGACACAGAUUGACACCGCCGACCAUACAAAGUCAGACGAUCAGCGAUUUCAAAACGUAAAGGAGAAUCUCGAUCGAAUAUUAAAGAUUGCCGAUGAAUUAAGAGGCGAUCGCUCGGUAGCGUUUGCAGAUAUAUUCCCAGAAUGGAGAGCGUUUGAAGGACACAUCAACAAAAUUGCUACUUAUGUACAGUCAAUCGAAGAUAUGAAAGAACUCGUAAUUCAAGCAAUACCACGCACAAGCGAUUUACUGUAUGAUAUCCGAAGGUUACAAUCUGUGCUUGAAUCAAAGAUGACUUUGUAUGGAGACAACCUUGUGCAGAAUGGACUAGAAUGGAAGGCCAUGGGAAUGCCCGUCGACGAACAGCUGAUUGCCACAGUGAAAGGAUGGUUCUACAACUUGUGCAUCGGCCUUAUUAGCGAACUCGAUACGGAGUGCUCCAAGUUGCAGAGUCUGGUGACAGAUAUGCGGGAACUUUUACAUCAUCCUGAUGGGGAUAAGUUGAUGGAAUCGAUCCAAAAUGGCGUGGAGUUUAUCGCAUCUGUCAUCUCCUUUAUUGGUCUACCAUCACGAAAAUUGACGUACGGAUGUCGGAUACUUGCCACUAUCUAUGGUCAGUGGGCCUCAGAAAAUUUGGAGUUUCUGCGCGAGACGCAGCAGGUGAACAAACAAGGAUCGCCGAAAUCUUCUACAUGUACAUCGAGCAGCAGCACAAGCACUAGCAGUAAUAAUAGUCUUGCCGACGUCAAGAUGGCUAAUUCGACAUCUGCAGCAGCAACCACAACAACUACAGCUGCAACAAGAUCAUCCACAACCACGAACAGUACUGCUAAUACUGCUACUCUUAGUCACAGUAGCACAACAGCUGCAUCGUCUACGGCACGGGUCGAAAUCCGACUUAUGCAAUGGAUGGACGGGAUUGUUCAAAUCCUGACGUCGCUACAAACACUGCAAGAAGUAUCCCUGACGACUACGCAGGACAAAGUGAGCAAGGACUUGGAGCAAGAGGAAGAACGCAGCACAACAACACAGUUUGAUUCCGAGACACUCAAUGUGCUGGAGAACCUUGCAUCGACGCUUGUGGAAAUUGUGGUGCGCGCCUUGGCGGUGAUUGAGACGACGCGCAGUAAACGAAGGAAUAACACUCAUACCCGACAGCAGGGGAACAUCAUGAUGAACCCCGAGACGUCACUCAUUUAUAUGCAACGGUCUGUACUGACUUUUGUUGACCGGUUGAUGGAACUUGCAGGCAGAGAACAUAUCGAUGGUCCAAGAAUUCAGGUAGCUUUUUCCCAUUCGAUAAUUGCUGGAGAGGAUGUUGGAUGACAAAGAUGAUGAUGAUGGGGAAAGUGGUAUGAGAAAAUCAAAGCACCCUGUGCAUAAUUAACAUACAGUAUUUUUUAUUCUUCUACUUUUUAUUAUGUCGAUCUUGGGUUACAGAGACUGCAUGGACAUCUGGAGCAGAGCGAAGAAGAUCUUCAACUGUAAUAAAGUUCAGCAAUUAUCAUCAUCAUCAUCAUCAUCAUUAAAGGGCUCUCUCUCUCUCUCUCUCU
This is a messenger RNA of Zychaea mexicana, 2443 nucleotides long. RefSeq lists its product as uncharacterized. The record is from RefSeq and is a predicted model, not a curated record. The coding region runs from base 135 to 2216 and encodes 693 amino acids. The transcript has 6 exons. NCBI's taxonomy places the organism in Eukaryota, Fungi, Mucoromycota, Mucoromycetes, Mucorales, Lichtheimiaceae.